UAUUUAGAAUUAAAAAAAUUGUACGAUAUUCCUAGUACAUGAACUUUAACUUUUCACUCCAAACACAAAUAUAAUAACUUAGACAAAAUAACUUUGCAUCUUGAACAUAGAUAUAAAAACUUUCCAAACGUAUAAACAUCCCAGAACAUAUAAACUUCAGGUAUAUAUAAACUUCAUAUAUAUCAUAUCUCAACUAAGUGCCCAAAUAGCUUCACAAAGGCUCUUUUAACCCCCCUUUUUUUUCAAUAUACCUUCCAAACUAUUGUAGCCUACAACCCGUUUCAAAUUGGAGCCUCACCUGAAAUUUAUUUUGAGAAAUUCUGUCUUUUAUAUUAAUUUUCAAUGGAAUAAAUUAAAAACCCUGAGUUAAUAUCUCAAUUGAAAAUUACAUAAAUGCUUGAUGGUUAUUUGCGAUGAUGAAAUAUUACGAAAAUAUGUAUGUAUUAAUUACUGUAGCUUGUACCUAUUUUUCAAUUAGUCUUAUAUCCUACAAUUCCUAUGAAUAAAGUCCCAAUUUCACUAUUCGCCAUUGCAAAAGCUUAGAUAAAAUGAAUGGUUGAAUUUAUUCAGUAAAGUGUAAACCUACAUAUGAAUCUGUUUGUUUUUGGAUAAAUUCUAUUUUAAUCCACUCUUAUUGAAGAAGAAGAAGAAGAAGAAGAAGAAUGUUUAGUUUUUAUUUGUAAUAAAGUAGAUUCUGUAAAGAAAAUAAAGUUGCAUUUUGAAGUUGUAAUCCACUUUAAUUUAUGUUUUGUGGUUGAAUGAAAAAUUGAUGAACUGUUAAAAAAGAAAAAAAAAAAAAAAAAAAGGAAUGCACAUCUAAAUCCGGUUACGUGGACGUAUUUAAGAAUUAAAUCUUGAUUAAUUAUCAUAGAUACGACAUAUUAAUGUCGCCUUUGAGCUCCAUCUGUUAGACAAAACCAAGUCAACUGAAUAGAAAAACAAUAGAAUCCCGAUUCGAAUGGGAAAAUAGAACCUAAAAGGUAAAAGAAAUCAAUGAAGAGAUUUAAAAAGAAAAAAAAAAAGGAAAGAUUAGAAAAGUAGAAAAAUAGUGGUUUUGAACGCUUCCACCUUCCCUUUUUAAUUUGUGAAUGAUGAUGAUGAUUAACAACAACAAAGGAGCUUUCCCUUGAAAUUGAAACUUUCAAAAGGCUCCCAUUGAUUGCUAAAAUUGUGAUUCACGCUUUCAAUUGGAUUUUUCUUUUUAUCAACUUCUCCUUUGACCCAUCAAUUUUCAUUUCCCCCAUUUUUUUUCUUCCUUCUUUCUCCAUUCCCAUACUCAUACACCAUACCAUACUCUCUCCUUUCCCAUUUCAAUUGCUUCUAUUCCAAUGUUGGAUUUGCAAGAAUACUUGUGGGGAUUUUCCCUUCUCUCUCUCCUUUUUUGUUCUCUUCAUGGCUUAUUAACAAAAGCCCUUCCCAUGGCCAUUUCUCUCUAUUCUCCUUCUUCCUCUGCUUUUCCUCCUCCUCCUCCUCCUCCUCCUUCUCCUAUUUCUUGGGUUACCCAUAUGCUCCUCCGAACUCGCAAUAAUCCCUCCCAACAAAAUGCUCAGCCUCCCAACAAAACGCACGAGCAACCAAUAGAUCAUUCCACCACCACCCUAAUUCCACACAAAAUGUUUAUGGAAGUGCCGGAUUCUUUGACAAUGGCGAAGCCCCUUGGGGCUUCUAAUAAGUUUAGGAAAAGACCUGCAAAGCUGGUGCUUCCGGAAUAUUGUCCUGGACCGGAAUUUUCAAAACUUAGGAAGAAAAUGGAGAUUCAGGAAUUCCAUGUCCAAGGCAGAGAUUACUGUUUGGCGACCAAGAAAGGAAGGCGAGAAACGUUGGAAGAUGCUUAUGGAGUUAUGCUUGAUAUUUUCGGAGAUUCCAAACAGGCUUUCUUCGCUGUAGUGGACGGACAUGGUGGUCGGGAUGCCGCCGAUUACGUGGUGGAACAUUUAGGGAAGAACAUCAUAAACGCUCUUGAGAAAAUUGCUGGUGAGGAAGAAAAGGCAAUCGAAUCCGCAAUUCGCAGAGGUCACAAACGCACAGACGAGGAGUUCCUUAGUCAGGGCGUAGGUAGUGGAGCCUGUGCGGCGAGCGUGCUGGUGAAAGACGGCGAGCUUCAUGUGGCAAACGUCGGAGAUUGUCGAGUAGUAUUGAGCAGAAACGGGGUGGCGACGCCAUUAACGAAGCAGCACCGACUGUGUCGAGAAGAAGAGCGGGUCCGGAUAGAGAAGUCGGGAGGGUUUGUGGAGUGCAAAAAUGGAGUGUGGAGAGUUCAAGGAUCGUUGGCGGUGUCGAGGGCCAUUGGAGAUUUGCAUUUGAAAGAAUGGGUGAUUUCAGAGCCUGAAAUUCAUCGUCUUCCUCUAACUCCUGAUUGCGAGUUCUUGAUAAUGGCGUCUGAUGGACUGUGGGAUAAGGUAAAAGAUCAAGAGGCAGUGGAUGAAGUAAUGAGGGAAAUGGGAGAUGAGAAGAAUAAGGAAGCAAUGAAGGCAUGCAAAAUGCUAAUGGAAAUGUCAUUUAGAAGAGGAAACAUGGAUGAUGUCACAGUCAUGGUCAUCCAACUUCACCCCUACUUCAUUUCCAUUUAGUUAAAAAAGUAAAAGUAAAUAUAAAAUUUAAUUUAAUUUUAUAUUAAAAUCACCUUUUUUAUCUUAUUUUAUUUUAUUUAUUUUGUUCUUUAUCUAUUAUUGUUAUUGCUGCAUCACACACUUCCCUUGGCUAACAUAACAAGCCAACUACUUUCAUCUCUCUGCCUACAAUUUUGUAUCAACUACACAAACACACUAUUAUUUUCCUCUUCUUUUUUCCCUUUUUUUUUUUUUGGAUUGUACAUAAAUGAAUUAAAUACUGGAUACUACCACACUUCCACUUCCAAUUGGGUGCUUUUGUUUAUUUUCAUACCUUUUUUUUCUUUUUCUUUUUUAUAUGACCAUAUGUAUAUAUAUACAAUGAUUUCAUGCCAUAAGUAUUCUCAAAUGAGAUAUUAUGUCCUAA
Molecule: messenger RNA, 2976 nt
Organism: Cucumis melo (muskmelon)
Lineage: Eukaryota; Viridiplantae; Streptophyta; Magnoliopsida; Cucurbitales; Cucurbitaceae
Product: probable protein phosphatase 2C 2
Exons: 5
Coding region: 1329-2570 (413 amino acids)
Biological process (GO): protein dephosphorylation
Cellular component (GO): cytosol; nucleus
Molecular function (GO): protein serine/threonine phosphatase activity
Source: RefSeq, a predicted model, not a curated record